UUAUUUUUUUCUGUAAAAUUUCUCUGGCUAUUUUUUUAAGUAGCUGGUUUUCAGAAAAUGGUCAAGGGCACUCCUGUGUUGAAACCUGUAUUCGUUCCCACACUAUUCCCAUGGUCUCCAAUACUUCUCACCUAUUUCCCUUAAAUAUUUUUAUUUUCUAAGAAAGAGUACCUAACAAGAUUCCUCGCCUCCACUGUGAUAACUCUGGUACUCUACCUUGUAAAUACUGUUAUUUGUAUAUACUGUAAAUGAUGACGUCGGUGGGCACUAACCGAGCCCGGGGAAACUGGGAACAACCUCAAAACCAAAACCAGACACAGCACAAGCAGCGGCCACAGGCCACUGCAGAACAAAUUCGACUUGCACAGAUGAUUUCGGACCAUAAUGAUGCUGACUUUGAGGAAAAGGUGAAACAAUUGAUUGAUAUCACAGGCAAGAACCAGGAUGAAUGUGUCAUUGCUUUGCAUGACUGCAACGGAGAUGUCAUCAGAGCCAUCAACGUACUGCUGGAAGGAAACCCAGAUACGCAUUCCUGGGAGAUGGUCGGGAAGAAGAAGGGAGUCUCAGGACAGAAGGAUGGUGGCCAAACGGAAUCCAACGAGGAAGGCAAAGAAAAUCGAGACCGGGACAGAGACUAUAGUCGGCGACGUGGUGGGCCACCAAGACGUGGGAGAGGUGCCAGCCGUGGACGAGAGUGUAUGCAUGGGGCUUUAACAAAACCAGCUGUGGUUCGGGGUCAGGAGAAUGGAUUAGAUGGCACCAAGAGUGGAGGGCCUUCUGGAAGAGGCACAGAAAGAGGCAGAAGAGGUCGUGGACGAGGCAGAGGUGGCUCUGGUAGGCGGGGAGGAAGAUUUUCUGCUCAAGGGAUGGGAACCUUUAACCCAGCUGAUUAUGCAGAGCCAGCCAAUACUGAUGAUAACUAUGGCAAUAAUAGUGGCAGUACGUGGAACAACACCGGCCACUUCGAGCCAGAUGAUGGGACGAGACAUGAUUUCAUUGGGGUUGAGGGGUCAAAUUAUCCCCGAAAAUUUGAGACUGCUCCUGGUGCAUGGAGGACUGCGACAGAGGAGUGGGGAACUGAAGAUUGGAACGAAGAUCUCUCUGAGACCAAGAUCUUCACUGCCUCUAAUGUGUCUUCAGUGCCUCUGCCUGCAGAGAAUGUGACAAUCACUGCUGGUCAGAGAAUUGACCUUGCUGUUCUGUUGGGGAAGACACCGUCAUCCAUGGAGAAUGAUUCAUCUAAUCUGGAUCCAUCUCAGGCUCCUUCUCUUGCCCAGCCUCUGGUGUUUAGUAACUCGAAGCAGAGCACCAUCUCUCAGCCUGCUUCAGGGAACACGUUCUCUCAUCAUAGUAUGGUGAGCAUGUUGGGGAAAGGAUUUGGUGAUGUCGGCGAAGCCAAGGGCGGCAGCACCACAGGCUCCCAGUUCCUGGAGCAGUUCAAGACCGCCCAGGCCCUAGCUCAGCUGGCAGCGCAGCACUCUCAGCCUGGAGCCACCAGCUCCUCCUCAUGGGACAUGAGCUCUGCCACGCAGUCCCCAUCGCUGGUGCAGUAUGAUUUGAAGAACCCAAAUGAUUCAGCAGUGCACAGUCCUUUUACAAAGCGCCAGGCUUUCACCCCGUCUUCAGCCAUGAUGGACGUGUUCCUUCAGGAGAAGCCGCCCGCGGUGGCCACCUCCACAGCCGCACCUCCGCCCCCCUCUUCUCCUCUGCCAAGCAAAUCCACCUCGGCUCCACAAAUGUCUCCUGGGUCUUCAGACAACCAGUCCUCCAGCCCUCAGCCGGCUCAGCAAAAACUGAAACAGCAGAAAAAGAAAGCCUCCUUGACUUCUAAGAUUCCUGCUCUGGCUGUGGAGAUGCCUGGCUCAGCAGAUAUCUCAGGGCUAAACCUGCAGUUCGGGGCUUUGCAGUUUGGGUCAGAGCCUGUCCUUUCUGAUUAUGAGUCCACCCCCACCACGAGCGCCUCUUCAAGCCAGGCUCCAAGCAGCCUCUAUACCAGCACGGCCAGCGAAUCUUCAUCCACAGUUUCAUCUAACCAGAGUCAGGAGUCCGGUUAUCAGAGUGGCCCGAUUCAGUCGACAACCUAUACCUCCCCAAACAAUGCUCAGGGCCCUCUAUACGAACAGAGAUCCACGCAGACUCGGCGGUACCCCAGCUCCAUCUCUUCAUCACCCCAAAAGGACCUGACUCAGGCAAAGAAUGGCUUCAAUUCUGUGCAGGCCACGCAGUUACAGACCACGCAAUCUGUUGAAGGUGCUACAAGCUCUGCAGUGAAAUCGGACUCACCUUCCACAUCUAGCAUCCCCCCUCUCAGUGAAACGGUAUCUGCAGCUUCCUUACUGACGACAACCAGUCAGCACUCGUCCUCCUUGGGUGGUUUGAGCCACAGUGAGGAGAUUCCAAAUACUACCACCACACAACACAGCAGCACGUUAUCUACUCAGCAGAACACCCUUUCGUCGUCAACAUCUUCUGGGCGCAGUUCAACAUCCACUCUUUUGCACACAAGCGUGGAGAGCGAGGCGAACCUCCAUUCUUCCUCCAGCACUUUCUCCACCACAUCCAGCACAGUGUCUGCACCUCCCCCAGUGGUCAGCGUCUCCUCCAGUCUCAGCAGUGGUAGUAGUCUGGGCCUCAGCCUGGGCAGCAACUCCACCGUCACAGCCUCGACGCGAAGCUCCGUCGCUACAACUUCAGGAAAAGCCCCUCCUAAUCUCCCGCCUGGGGUCCCGCCGUUGUUGCCUAAUCCGUAUAUUAUGGCUCCGGGGCUGUUACAUGCCUACCCGCCACAAGUAUAUGGUUAUGAUGACUUGCAGAUGCUUCAGACAAGGUUUCCAUUGGAUUACUACAGCAUCCCGUUUCCCACACCCACCACGCCACUGACUGGGAGGGAUGGUAGCCUGGCCAGCAACCCUUAUUCUGGUGACCUCACAAAGUUCGGCCGUGGGGAUGCCUCCUCCCCGGCCCCGGCCACAACCUUGGCCCAGCCCCAGCAGAACCAGACGCAGACUCACCACACCACGCAGCAGACAUUCCUGAACCCGGCGCUGCCUCCUGGCUACAGUUACACCAGCCUGCCAUACUACACGGGGGUUCCGGGCCUCCCCAGCACCUUCCAGUAUGGGCCUGCGGUGUUCCCUGUGGCUCCUACCUCUUCCAAGCAGCAUGGUGUGAAUGUCAGUGUGAAUGCAUCGGCCACCCCUUUCCAACAGCCAAGUGGAUAUGGGUCUCAUGGCUACAACACUGGUGUGUCAGUCACCUCCAGUAACACGGGCGUGCCAGAUAUCUCGGGUUCUGUGUACUCCAAAACCCAGCAGUCCUUUGAGAAACAAGGUUUUCAUUCCGGUACUCCUGCUGCCUCCUUCAACUUGCCCUCAGCCCUAGGAAGUGGGGGGCCCAUCAAUCCGGCCACAGCUGCUGCCUACCCACCUGCCCCCUUUAUGCACAUCCUCACCCCCCAUCAGCAGCCGCACUCCCAGAUCCUUCACCACCACCUGCAGCAGGAUGGCCAGCUACCAUAUUUGCAGAUGAUUCUCUGUUGCCAGCGCCAGCAGGAGGAGCAGACGGGCAGCGGGCAACGUAGCCAGACCAGCUCCAUCCCGCAGAAGCCCCAGAGCAACAAGUCUGCCUACAACAGCUACAGCUGGGGGGCCAACUGAGGCCCUGACCCUGUCCUCCCGGCCCCAUCUUCUGAGAGGGCUCCUCAGCCUGGCAACUGUGGAAACAGCAUCAAAGAGAAAGGAGUGGGGGGGUUCCGCUGCCCCCCACCCCCAGUGGCCCACCCCAUGCCUCAGCUUCAUGUCUGUCCAUUCCCAUACCAUCCCCACUCUGUUGUAUGUAUUAUAGAAUUUGUAUUUUCUCUUUUUUUUUCCUUCCUCUCCUUCCCCCUUGCAUUCAAGAUUAUGAAACUUUGCUGUGGGCCCUGCCCUUCUUCCUCCUGUUCACCCUGGUGGUGUAUGGGUGAGGUGGGGAGGGGGACCCCCAAAUAUAUAUCAGCCCAACAGCCCUAUGUCUCCUCCUUUAUUAUUAGGAAACAAAACAGCAACAACAAAAAAUGGCGUCAUGAAUAUGAACAGCAUUGUCAGAAUUAGUUGAAGUGCUUUUUUUUUUUUUUGUACUGUGUCCUCAAAUUUAAUGGAUUAAUGUGUCUUGUAUAUAUAAAAAGAAAACCUCUACCUUCA
Molecule: messenger RNA, 4178 nt
Organism: Hipposideros armiger (great roundleaf bat)
Lineage: Eukaryota; Metazoa; Chordata; Mammalia; Chiroptera; Hipposideridae
Gene: UBAP2L
Product: ubiquitin associated protein 2 like
Exons: 29
Coding region: 249-3656 (1135 amino acids)
Biological process (GO): hematopoietic stem cell homeostasis
Cellular component (GO): cytoplasm; nucleus
Molecular function (GO): protein binding
Source: RefSeq, a predicted model, not a curated record